Messenger RNA from Didymodactylos carnosus, 666 nucleotides. The record is from the annotation of a GenBank genome assembly. NCBI's taxonomy places the organism in Eukaryota, Metazoa, Rotifera, Eurotatoria, Philodinida, Philodinidae.
AUGGCAAAUUCAGUUUCGACAACCAAGCCUUCAGCAACAGAAAAGGUAUGCUUAUUUAUGGACUGGGCGAAUGUGUAUCAGAGCGCCAAGGAAGGCCAUAAUGUGACCCAUUUCGAACGAUACCAUAGUGUGGCACAGCCAUCGUCGUCCACAGACGCUAUUCUGAAAUCUUCCGAAGAAACACCGAUAUUACGCCGUCGAGAUGAGAGGCUAUUGGCUGCAACAGCUGUGUGUCUCGAUAUGCUUAAACGAAGUAAUGCAAGUGAUGUUUUGGUCAACGAUUGGGUAAAAAACCUAACAAAUCUGAUUAAGCGAACUGGGUGCAAGACGUCGUUAAGUAAUCAUGACGCUUCACCAAAAAUAGGUAGGAAUUGGUACACGGUACGUGGUCGACCCACACCUUCUGCAAAAGAAUUCCGUGGCAAGUUUGAAAGAUGGCUUGACACUUCCAACGACGAUUUGGCACAACGACUGAAAGCUGUAAGACAUACACUUGAACCAUUCUUGUCGAAGCGCGUAGAGAUAAAUCGUGAACCGGAAGUUCAAAAGCAAAUGCAGGCGGCCCAGAUACUUGAUGCGAUGACAGAAAGUGAUUCAGAUUCAGAUUCAGAUUCCGAACCACGCGAUCCUGGCGACGCGGAGGGGAUCGACGAUUUUGCCGACUAA